Molecule: messenger RNA, 1846 nt
Organism: Anopheles bellator
Lineage: Eukaryota; Metazoa; Arthropoda; Insecta; Diptera; Culicidae
Gene: wcd
Product: U3 small nucleolar RNA-associated protein 18 homolog
Exons: 1
Coding region: 29-1822 (597 amino acids)
Biological process (GO): rRNA processing
Cellular component (GO): Pwp2p-containing subcomplex of 90S preribosome; small-subunit processome
Molecular function (GO): protein binding
Source: RefSeq, a predicted model, not a curated record
UUUUGUUGAUUCGAAGCAUAAAAUAAGGAUGUCCGGCGACCAGGAACUGGAAAAGAUGGUCGCUAGCUACCUCAGCGAUGUGCGAUCGCAAUUUGAAGCGUCGACAAACUCGGUUGAGGCAUCUUCAUCGUCUGACACGGAGCAACAGGAACAAGAAGAAGAAGGAUACCAAUCCGACGAGGACCCAAAUUCGAUCAAACACGAACCGCUUUUGGAAAUAAAAAGUGAAACCGAAGACAGUUCCGAUGAUGAGCAGACCGAUGGCCCUCCAGCAGAAGAGGAUAGCGCCGAACCGUCCGACGCCGAUGAGCCCAAGCCGGAAGCCGAACGUAAGAGGGACAUCAAAACGGAAGCGAACCAAAACCGCCGGAUGGAAGGCAAAAGAAAGCACUUCAUGGAUCUAGACGAUAAUGACAUUCGAAACCCAGCUUCCGCUACGGAACGGGACCUAAUGUCCCUGCUGUUCGGUGGCAAGUCGGAGAUGGUCACCCAACUCUGCUCCCAGGCGGAUGAAAGGGGCACACGCAAACGCAAACCGGAACACCUUAUGCAGGAGGUCGCGGAGGCAUCCGCCAAGGAAGAAGAUAAACCGGAACCGAUGGAACGAUCGGCGGCCUGGCAUGACUCCGAUGACGACAACGACGACGACGAGGACAACCCGAAAGUGAAGCGCAACAAGUACGAUCGCGAGCUGGGCAAACUGACAUACGAACGGCGGCGCAAAAAGUUUGAACAGAUUGUCGGCAAUCCAAAGUGGGCCGAUCUCGAUCGCGUGCAGGAACCGGACUCGGACGAUGAAAUCCUCCAGACGGUGGGGCACGUAGUGAAGCCCAAGAAGGGAUCGCAGGAACUACCGAAAGAAACGAUCGAGCUGAAGGUGCUAAAAACUUUGAACCGCGAAACGAAGCAUGAAGGAAAAAUCCACUCGAUCUGUUUCCACCCGUCUUCCAUGGUAGCCAUGAUCGGUGGCAGCAGCGGAACGGUUUCGAUUGUCACCGUGGACGGUGUGCGCAACGAAAAGCUGCACACGAUCGGAUUGGAGAAGUUCAAGCUCACCUGCGCACGCCUCACUCCGGACGGCAAUGAAGCGAUCUUCGGUGGCUACCGAAAGUUCUACCACGUGUACAACCUGAUCAGUGGCCAGAGUGCCACGCUCAAAAUCCCCUUCCAAGAAACGUGGUCGUUGCGCAACUUUUGCCUGUCGCCUUCGGGCCAGUACCUCGCUUCAAUGGGCAACUGUGGCGAGGUGCACUUGCUAAACGCCAAAACGAAGGAACUUUUGCGGACGGUACAGCUUCGUUACGAAUCAGCGGCUCUCGCGUUUACUCCCGAUUCACGCCAUCUGCUCUGUCACAGCAGGGACAUCGAAGUGACGGUUUAUUCGCUCGAUCGCCAGCGCAUCGUGAACGUGUUUCAAGACGAAGGCUGUGUGAACGGGUCAACGAUUGCUGUCUGUCCAAACGGGCAGUUUGUUGCCACCGGAAGCAGACAGGGAAUUGUGAAUAUUUAUUCGCUCGAAACCACGUUCCAGCAGAAAAACCCGGUACCGCUGAAAACAAUCGAUAACCUUACAACUUCCAUCGGAUCGAUAACGUUCAAUGCGACCUCGGAGCUGCUGGCCAUCGCUUCGCCGGACGUUACGAAUGCGAUUCGCUUGGUGCACAUACGCAGUGGGACGGUUUUCCGCAACUUCCCACUACAGAACUCACAAUUGGGCAACGUGACGUGUGUUGCGUUUUCGCCUUCCGGCGGCUAUCUGGCUUUCGGCAACAAGCAGAGCUACGUGUCGCUGUUUAGAGUUAAGCACUAUCAGAAUUACUGAAGUGGUACAGUAAAAGGAAUAAAU